UCUGCGCAGUGUGGGGUCGUUGCCGGCAGCCGGUCUCCGGGGAGGGGAAGAUGGCCGACAUCAUCCCCGUCUUCAGACGGGCCUGGGCUCAGUUCUGGAGCCACGGCGGCGUCCGCGGCGCCUUCUUCCAAGUCCUGAGAACAAGUGAUCUAAAAACUGGGAAAUUUAUCGGGGAAGAUAAGUAUGGAAACAAAUACUAUGAAGACAAACGAUACUUCUUUGGUCGACAUAGAUGGGUUGAAUACACCGGAGUGAUGAAUGGGAAGAACACUUACUGGGAAAUAGACGGGAGCAUGAUCCCUCCAGAAUGGCACGGUUGGAUUCACUACAGUACCGAGCAUCCACCCACGACACACCCUCCAGCGGAACGGAAGUUUAUCUGGAAAACUCAUCAGUUUAAUAUGAGUGGGACGCCGGGGCAGUACGUACCUUACUCAACGACUCACAAGAAGAUUCAUGAGUGGGUCCCACCACAGACUGGCAAGUGAGCCGGCGUGGCACCAACAUGCACUGUAAAUUAUACCUUCCAUUUCUUCCUCAUUCUGUACCAAUAAAGCAGAAGUGUGGAUAUUU
Messenger RNA from Leucoraja erinaceus (little skate), 573 nucleotides. It is a transcript of the gene ndufa12, whose product is annotated as NADH:ubiquinone oxidoreductase subunit A12. The record is from RefSeq and is a predicted model, not a curated record. The coding region runs from base 51 to 488 and encodes 145 amino acids. Gene Ontology annotation, cellular component: membrane. NCBI's taxonomy places the organism in Eukaryota, Metazoa, Chordata, Chondrichthyes, Rajiformes, Rajidae. Gene Ontology annotation, biological process: mitochondrial respiratory chain complex I assembly; response to oxidative stress. The transcript is spliced from 4 exons.